Aspergillus novofumigatus IBT 16806 is the source of this 1305-nucleotide messenger RNA. RefSeq lists its product as uncharacterized. The transcript has 2 exons. Lineage: Eukaryota; Fungi; Ascomycota; Eurotiomycetes; Eurotiales; Aspergillaceae. The record is from RefSeq and is a predicted model, not a curated record. The coding region runs from base 1 to 1305 and encodes 434 amino acids.
AUGACGACGCUACGGGACGUCAUCGCGCGGGAGGAAUUCUUAACUCUCUCAGACACCGAGGGCAUUCAUCUUUUCGCAUCUUCAUUCCCAACAGAACUCUCUCAUCUCCGAAAUGCUAGUGCUACAGUUGAAUCCGGCACCAGAACGCCUCCCGGCUGCUUGGAUGGGAAAACACCAUCCGCGCUGAUCUACGGCGCGGAAUUCGCAGAGGUCAACCGCACCCUGAUCAGCAUGCUGGCGCUCAAGUGGAUCUUAGCGGACGACUACAAGUCUUUCACGCGCGGUCAAUCAGAAGGAGAAAUAACACCGGAGACGUUCAAGCACAUGCGGGAGUUGAUCACCCGGAAUCUGCAGAACCCAGAAGACAUCUACUCGUUGCUGGUAGCUAUCGUCAUCGACGAUAUCGGCAAAGACUCUACUCUAGCUACGAAUGACGAGGCCGAAGCUGAAGCGAAUCAUUCCGAGGUAGUCUAUCAUGCGGCGCGAGCAGAUCGCAUCCCGGCGCUUGGGGGAUUCCCCACCAGCCUGCAGAUCGGAAGCAAGCUUAACCUCUCGCAGUUGGUGCAGGGUGAGUGCGUGCCAGAGAGUCUCUCUGUGCUACGGUCGAUAGGUGAGAGUGAAGGCGGCUACGAGAUGCGAGCGAUGGUGACGCUGCUCGAUGUCGCUGGCGCAGGUGCCCAUCGCGAUGCGAGGGGAUGUGCAAUGAUGACAGAGUCGGUCUGCCGGGCUUAUCUGCGCACUAUUGAAGUGGUUGGAAAGUUUAUUGGAGGAAAUAUUCCGACUGAGCGGGCAUGCUACGACCGGAUUCUGAUGGACCGGGCGGAACUUCUUCACGAGAAGGGAUUUCCUUUGCUUUCUAUUGACAAUGCUGAGGACCGAGCGCUACUCCGGCUGCUCUGCAUGGGCCGAGGCGAUAGUCUAGAGUCGGCUGAGAUGUUCCAGACGGCUUUUCAGAUUUUACCAGAAUCUACCCGACGCCGACUGGUUGACGGGCUCAGUGUAGAUGGCAUCAGCGACGGGGUGGCGAUUGUCCCAUACUACGCUCCAGGUCUGCUGGCCGAGGUUAUGCGCAGUGCCCACAACAAAGAGCAUAGUUGCAUUGUUGCUGCGUUGUCCGCAUUUCUGCGGUUUUUGGCGCGUGUGUUCGACGGUCCACGGCCUGGUGCAGAUGGAAUUCAAGAACGCGACCUGUCGUUUGUCCAGGAUGUGAUCAAAAGCGACAGAUUCGGUGACGACCCGUCUAUCCUGGAUACCGUCAGGCUGCCUUGGAUGGCCUCCAGUGAUGCUAUUGAUCCACGCUUAUGA